Molecule: messenger RNA, 1278 nt
Organism: Enterobius vermicularis (human pinworm)
Lineage: Eukaryota; Metazoa; Nematoda; Chromadorea; Rhabditida; Oxyuridae
Source: the annotation of a GenBank genome assembly
AUGAGUUGUUUUAAAUGCAGUUUUGAUAAGCGCCUUUUAGAAUUGUCCUUAAUCGAUUCCCUCACUCUCUUUCUUUGGAGACUGCAUUUGGAAAACGAUUCUGAGCACUACACUACCGUUGAUGUGAAAAAGUUCAGUCAAAGUUUUGUUAUGCAAAUGGCCGCUAAAAGGAAAUUUAUUAAUACCUCGUUUUCGUUAUACGGAGAUCUGGACAUUGACUCAAACUCGUCUGGAAUUUCUUCAGAAGGCAAAGAAGACUCUAGUGAUACUGAUAGUCUAUUUGGUAAAAAGAAACGAAAUAGUUUGUCAGAGGAACCGGCGGACCAAAAGAAUGACGGUGUCGGUGGUAGCCAGCUUCUGAAUAUGCUUAUUGCAGCAAAGGAUCGUUCCUUGAUUAGCGUAUGUGGAUGGAGAAAGGGAGAGCGAGAAGAAAUGCAAGAUGCUCACUUUUUCGACGACAACUUUGGACUUCCUGCUGUGGACAUCAAGAGAUGUGCAUUGUAUGGGAUUUUUGAUGGUCAUGCUGGUCGUAAAGCGGCUGAUUAUACAAAAGAACAUCUUCCAAUGAAGCUGAAAGAAAAGCUUUCUGCUUGUGUGGAUGUGGCUUCACUUGAAAAAGGGCUGAAGAGGACGUUUAUUGAAUGCUUUAGACAAGUAGAUGAGGCCUUCCUCAACGAAGCUCGAAAAGUCAAACCGACCUGGAAGGAUGGCACAACUGUUACAACCAUUCUCAUAGUCAAUGAUGUUUUAUAUUGUGCGAAUAUUGGUGACUCCAGGGCAGUUGUUUGUAGAAACAAAGGCCCGGAUGCUGUUGUAGCCUUACAAUUAACGGUAGAUCAUUCACCACUUCAGUUCGAUGAACGGAUGAGAAUACAGAAAGCUGGAGGGAACGUCAAAGACGGUCGGAUUAUGGGUGUCUUAGAAGUUUCAAGAUCAAUUGGUGAUGGCCAGUUCAAAGCUCAUGGCGUUUCUUGCGUCCCGGAUGUGAAGAAGUUUUCAAUCACAACUGAGGAUAGUUUUGUUUUGAUUGCUUGUGAUGGUUUAUGGAAAACCUUUAACAAUCAAGAAGCAGUGGAAUUCGUCUCCAAAAAGUUGAAAGAAUCGGAGAAGAGGCCUGAAGUGGUCGACGAACAUGCAGGAAAUCCAAGAUAUCUUGAGUGUGAGAGGGUGGCUGACGCUCUGGCAGCUGAAGCAGUAAAAAGAGGAUGUGGUGAUAAUGUGUCGAUAUUGAUAAUUAUAUUUGAGAGUCCUUAUGAAGUGUUAAAGGCGAAGGUGUAG